Messenger RNA from Myxocyprinus asiaticus (Chinese sucker), 3570 nucleotides. RefSeq names its product CXXC finger protein 5b (gene cxxc5b). Gene Ontology annotation, cellular component: nucleus. The transcript has 3 exons. The record is from RefSeq and is a predicted model, not a curated record. Bases 418 to 1287 code for a protein of 289 amino acids. NCBI's taxonomy places the organism in Eukaryota, Metazoa, Chordata, Actinopteri, Cypriniformes, Catostomidae. Gene Ontology annotation, molecular function: methyl-CpG binding; zinc ion binding.
CCGCGACGGAAAGUCCACUUCGGUUUUUGUGUGAAGCUCCAAAAAUCUAUGAAAUGUGUUUGCAUGUUCUCCAGGAGCGAGGAUGUGGAGGUGGGAUAGAGAGACUCGAGAGGUUGGAGGAGCCCACGCGCUCGCUUUUGGACAAAGUGCGUUCUGCGCGUCUCUGCCGGUGUUUGGUGUUUAUUGAAGGAAACAGCGAAAAGAUUUUUACCUGGAAUUCUCAGGGCUUUGCAGACGACGGAUCCGUAAGAUGUUCAUAAGACAAAAAUAGUGUGGACCACAUCUCAAGCUGGUUGGUUCUCCAGCUGUGUACACAUCAAUUUUGUAUUGGCUUCAAUCAGAGGAGGAGCACUGCAGCUCUAUAUCCCCCCCUUUUAUCCACACCCCCUUAAUCCCCUCCCCCUCACGCUGUGGCCCAUGUCUGCCAGCGGAGGGUCCAUGGAGGGAAGCCGAGCCAUAGAGGACGAGGAGGCGCAGGACAGGUGCUCCGGGGAUGACGAGUCAUCUCCAGUGGUUGAACGAAGAAACCGCAGCGGUAUCAUUAGCGCUCCACUGAAUAAGAGUCUGAAACGAUCGCGAGCUCUCUCGCAGUACAUAGCAACCUGCUCGGCUGCUGCCGUCGCUAGUGUUGCAAACGCUAACAGACUUGCUCAGAGCUCUAUGGUGGCAUCGGGUGUCAAAGCUCACUCCACACCCGGACAGCACAGAGCACAGGUUGGGUACGCCAAACUGGACCGGGGUGCUCUAAUGUCUGGUCUACUGGACUCUCCCAGCGGCCUUCAUCUCGCCCAAGCCGCUGAGCUUCUGCGCCGGGCGGGCAUGCUACUUCCUGUCAGUGACCCGCCCAGUGGCAGUGUGGGCGAGGAAUUGGAAACGGUGUCAGCUUCUGAUUCGCUGGGCAGUGUGAUGGACUUCCCAUUGUUUGGCAACAGCGGAUUGGGCGUUAGCUUUCCGUAUCACCCAGGGCUCUUCAUCAUGACGCCAGCGGGUGUGUUCCUCGCUGACGGAGCGCUUUCUCAAAUGACGGGUGCAUCAGAACACCAGCAGACACAGAACGAGAUUUCAUCGGCCAUCAGCGCCAAUGGGAAGAAGAAACGGAAGCGCUGUGGUUUGUGUCCACCUUGCCGGCGCAGGAUUAACUGCGAACAGUGCAGCAGUUGCCGCAACCGGAAAACUGGCCAUCAGAUCUGCAAGUUCCGCAAGUGCGAAGAGCUUAAAAAGAAACCUGCAGGUGGGCUGGAGAAGGUGAUGCUACCGACUGGAGCUCCAUUCCGGUGGUUUCCGUAGGGCAGCUGGACCCUCCCUCUGACUUCCACAUCAUCAUGAAAGACUAGCAAUGGACAGCAAUGCCACACUCACUCGGACUGCCAUGGACUCGUAAACACUGGGUGUAAACAAACAAAUAAAAUAAAUGCGGAGCGGUAUGAAAGUGCUAUUUGAGAAAAAACAUGUCCUGUACCAAAAAUAAACAGUGAAUGGCAGAAUGUCAUUCCAUUUUUUUUUUCUCUGUUCCAUUUCGGAACUGGAGUUCUUCUUCAGAAUCUUGCCCUUUAUUGGAUGCUCUGGAACUAUUUGCCGGCAAAUUGAAAAUGGACAAUCAUUUUAUUUGUGUGUUUAGUGGUUUUGUUUGUCCAUGUGUGGAGAAAUGCCGUAAUUUCGUUUAGAGAAUGUAAUCCCAAGGCUCUGUUUUAAAGCUUGUGAUAAUUAAGGAGCACUAUUGUAAUUUAGCACAGUGGUUCUUAAUGACUGCCUCAAUGUUACGAUUGCCUUUUUAUGUUAAGGGUUCUUUUUAUUUGUCAUACAGUUUUUGAAUUGCUCAAUAUUUGAUACAAAGACAACCAUGAUUACACACAAGAAAAAAAAAAACACUUAAAUGUAGCAUCCCUCACUCAAAAAUGCUUGAAAGGUCCUUCUGGGGUUGUCUUUUUGGUUGUUUGAUUUAAAAUGUUGACAACAAGCUGAAACUUUUAUUGUAUUCUGCACUGAGGUCUGCUGGGAUUGGAGGGAGGGUGAAGUCAAUGGAAUUGAAUAAUUUCAGUAAAUGAGUGCCAGCUAUUUGCAGGACCCGCUUCUUUUUUGUGUAGCCUUAUUGGAUAGGUCAAAUGGAAUCACACAGUCCUUAACAGACCAGAACUCCAAAAAUUCAGGACAUUUUUAAUGUGUUAUGAUACUAUUUCUAUGAUUAGGAUGUUUUAUUGCUGAAUUACCCCAAUGAUGGUUGAACCAGGUCCUGACAAGUUCCCAAAUUCCUUUGGGCCCUUUCACGUGAUUCAUGUUAACAUUCCGCAAUUCAUUAAACUCAAAUCGUCAAGCUACAGUGUUACACACGGCACUGUCUUCCGCGCUGGUUAAACGUAUCACAAUGCUCAAAGUUCAAAUUAUUUGAACUUUUACCCCGUUUCCCAAAUACUUUUUUAAAGCACAGCCAAUGAAUAAUAAAUUCUUAUUGCAGCCUAGUAAGGUUUGUUAUCAUUAACAAAACUUUUACCAAGACGAAAAUUAGAAGUGUACAAAUAUUUUCGUUAACAAAAAUAAAAACGUGAGUUUUUUAAAAGAACAAAAAAUAACUGAAACUACAAUUGUACAAUAGUUUUUGUAUUUCUAAUCAAUUUAAUUGAAUUUAUUUCAUUAAUUCUGUAAAAACACUGGAAAUCUGAAUGUUCAUGUACCCUGAAAUCGACCCCAUUCUGCUGAAUUAUUGAAAAGCGCCAUCCCCAAUCAUACAUUUAUUCAUCAGUUCAGAUGAGAUUACAUUUCCCUCUGGUCCAAGACACGGGUUCUAUUCCCACAGAAAUCAGGAAGUAAUCGUGUUCACAUAAACAAUGAGCGCAAUUAGGAGGUUGCAUUUUUACUCCACUGACAGUUAGGUUUAGGUUUGGGUUAGUGUUAAUAAAAUAUGCAUUCCUGUUGUCUGUAACUCACAUUUUACACCAGCCUGUGGACAUUUCACCCGGAAACUGGAGCUCACACGUGCCCAUUUGUUCAACGACACUCGCCAAAUUCACAAUGCAAUCAGUCUGGCCGAAACAAAAUUAAAAAUACAAAUAAAAAUAGUACUUUCCUAAAGAAUUUCCUAACGAAAUUAAAACUAUGUAUGAGCAAGAGCUGAAUAAAGUAAAAUUAAAAUUAAACAUUUUCAAAGCUAUUUUAAUCCAGUUACCUAGCAAAUUCGCAAUGCUUUUCAUGUGGAGAUCAAAGUGGUGCAUGAUGCUUGUUGAAGCCUUGACACGAGUCAUGUGAAAGAGACUUUGGGCCAUCCAGAAAACAUGGAGACCAUGUUAGAAAAGUAAAAUUUUUGGUGGCUGUAAUUGUCUUUUGGUGUUCUUCUCUUUUUUUCUGCUGAACAGGUCUGCCCCAGCUCAAAUACUGAUUUAUAUUAAUUCCAAGACCUUUAAGAGUGAAAUGCACAAGACAAACCCCAACAGCAGGCAAUUCCCAUGCUAAAUGGGGGCCAAAUGUAUUGUCAGCAUAAAUGAAUGCAUGUAUUUGUGUCCAAAGCCAACCGUUCUGAGGUCUUGGCAGUCCUCUAUUUAAUAAACCAAGGUGCAAACCAAACAGUUCUCUAUUUGA